AUGGAGAACCAGGCCAAGGAGAACCAGGGUGGUGAGGAAGAGCAGGUACGCGAGAAAGCCGGGGAGGAGGUCGUUAUCGUCGAAGGAGAGUUCAGCUGGUUUGCGGCGUGGAUGAUGAUGUUCUGGCUGGUGGUGUGCAUUUGUUCUGUGACCAUGGGUGUGCUGACCUUCCAGGGCGAUGGAAUCGAGCGGAUCUCCGAGGAGAUCUCCUUCGUCCGGCAGCAAAAGCCGCCCUAUGGACCCGCAGAGCAGCCCAACAUGGCCUCAAUGAGAGAGAUCAAUGAGCCUUUCAGGUAUCACCUGCCGCAAGUCGCCUUGUACUACUCUGUUGCAGCAGCUUCGCUGGGGCUUUUCACCGCCUCGCUUCCGCACCAAGAGUCCCACACUUUCCGUGUUUGUAGCUGCUAG
Messenger RNA from Symbiodinium necroappetens, 408 nucleotides. Lineage: Eukaryota; Dinophyceae; Suessiales; Symbiodiniaceae. The record is from the annotation of a GenBank genome assembly.